UGAAACGUAUGAGACGGUGGACACGUUGGGUGCAGAGGGAUAUGCCAAGUCUGAGAUGAGAAGAUACUCUCUCGUUCUCUCAUCCCACUUCACGCACUUGACAGACAGACCCCUCCUAAUAAACCGGUGGUCAAACUCUAACCUAACCACGGUUAAGAUAAAAAAGCCGUUGAGAUCACCCCACGUGUAACAAUCUGAUGAUAUUUCUGUGCCGCUUCCCUUCGGGCGUUGGCUAUAAAGACCGUAACCUCACCGCUAAAUCCUCUUUCUUCCAUCCACAACAACAAACUCUUGUUUUUGAGAAAGAUCUCUCUCUCUCUCUCUCGUUUCACUCAACAACAAAGAAAUGGCGUUUCCUAAGGUUUACUUCGACAUGACCAUCGACGGGCAGCCGGCGGGAAGGAUCGUGAUGGAGCUAUACACGGAUAAGACCCCUAAGACGGCUGAGAAUUUCAGAGCUCUGUGCACGGGAGAGAAAGGAGUCGGGCGUGGCGGGAAGCCUCUACACUUCAAGGGAUCAAAGUUUCACAGAGUGAUACCUAAUUUCAUGUGCCAGGGAGGAGAUUUCACGGCCGGGAACGGAACAGGAGGAGAGUCGAUCUACGGGGCCAAGUUCGAGGACGAGAAUUUCGAGAGGAAGCACACGGGACCUGGGAUCCUGUCGAUGGCGAACGCCGGUGCCAACACCAACGGAUCUCAGUUCUUCAUCUGCACCGUGAAGACCGAUUGGCUUGACGGUAAGCAUGUGGUGUUUGGCCAGGUCGUCCAAGGUUUAGACGUGGUCAAGGCCAUCGAGAAGGUCGGAUCCUCGUCUGGGAAGCCAUCCAAGCCGGUGGUUGUCGCGGAUUGUGGUCAGCUCUCCUCUUAGGAUCAUCUUACAUCUCUCUCUCUCGAUCUCUAUAUAUCUCAGCCAGCGUACUCAGUGUUGUCGUGUCUUUGCUUUUGGCGUUAUCUUGCUCUCCUUAAAAGUUUGGUGUAUGUUAUCUCGUGAGAACGGAGGAGAGAUCUAUUCUCUCUCUCUCUCUCUCUCUCCCUCUCUCUCUUUUUGUGUCAUAUUUCUCUAAUAAUAAAAAUAUGUCCAACA
Molecule: messenger RNA, 1084 nt
Organism: Capsella rubella
Lineage: Eukaryota; Viridiplantae; Streptophyta; Magnoliopsida; Brassicales; Brassicaceae
Product: peptidyl-prolyl cis-trans isomerase CYP18-3
Exons: 1
Coding region: 347-868 (173 amino acids)
Biological process (GO): protein peptidyl-prolyl isomerization; protein folding
Cellular component (GO): plasma membrane; cytosol
Molecular function (GO): peptidyl-prolyl cis-trans isomerase activity
Source: RefSeq, a predicted model, not a curated record